Diaporthe citri is the source of this 861-nucleotide messenger RNA. RefSeq lists its product as uncharacterized. The transcript has a single exon. The record is from RefSeq and is a predicted model, not a curated record. Gene Ontology annotation, molecular function: S-adenosylmethionine-dependent methyltransferase activity. Lineage: Eukaryota; Fungi; Ascomycota; Sordariomycetes; Diaporthales; Diaporthaceae. The coding region runs from base 1 to 861 and encodes 286 amino acids.
AUGGCAUCAGAAGAAACAAAUUAUACCCAAGGGUAUUCGAAAGCCACUCUUUCAAGUCACGCCUCCCGGACAAUUGAGUCCGACGCCAGCUUCUUGAUUCCUCACCUGCGAGCCACAGACCACAUAUUAGACGUGGGUUGUGGUCCAGGGACCAUCACCGUCGGGUUCGGAGCCAUUGCUACACAAGGCUCAGUCAUCGGUGUCGAUAUCUCAGAGCAGGUCCUCGAACAAGCCCGAGAGACAGUCAGCAGAGGGAGGAUGAAAUCGCAGGACACUGUCCCUUCCCUACCGCCCAUCACAUUUCAGAAAGCAGACCUCCUCGGCGGACUGCCCUUCCCCGACAACACCUUUGACGUCGUCUUCAACUCGCAGCUCUUUCCCCACCUCCCCACCCACGAAAUGCGAGUCCGGGCGCUGAGCGAGAUGCGCCGCGUCCUGAAAACCGGGGGUAUCAUGGCCUCGCGCGACGCCGCUGAGCUGCACUUUUAUCCUCGGUCGUACGACCUCGACAGGGUGUGGGCUGGCAAUUUGGCCAAGGGCUAUGGACACGGCAGACCAGGUGCUUGCUUCCCCGGCGGCGACAUGCCCGCGCUGUUCCGAGAGGUGGGCUUCGAUGCGGCGGCGGGAAAGACCAAGGUCGGGGCUGGGACGACCGUCCACGCGGGCAAGGAGGCGCGGGACUGGUACGUGGCUGCGAGCCUGGGCAAGCUGCAGCCGGAAGACCCGUUCAGAGAGGGCUGGCAUCGUGUUGGGAUCACGGACGAGGAGGUCGAGGAGGCACGAGAGGCUUUGGAGAAAUGGGGCAAAGAUGAUGAUGCCUGGUAUGUCGCGCUUCAAGCCGAAAUGUUAGGGUGGAAGUAG